UCGAACAAUCAUGCGGGUCUUCACACACAUUUUCGUCUUAGGUCUCAUCGCCUACACCGUUGCCAAGGAGAUCGGUAUUGAGAAAACAACUACCGAACUCGAUAAGAAUGAAGAGGAACAAUUGGAAAAGGCCGCUGAAAUUUUGGGAGCCGCCAAGGAACUCGAUAAACUCCAAGAGACAACCGAUACCGCUGUGACUGAAGUAACUAGAAGGAAGAAGUCUUACGGCACCACCGUCUGCGUUGAAAUCAAGCCAACUGGAGCUCAACCCUACCAGGUAUGUGAGCAAUCUGCUCCAGCUCCAGCACCGGCAUACGCAGCACCAGCCCCAGCACCAGCUUACGCCGCUCCAGCCCCUGCUCCAGCGCCAGCCUACGCACCAGCAGCCGCUCCAGCCCCUGCGCCAGCCUACUAUGCCGCCCCAGCUGCCAAACCAGCCUACCCCGUCAAGACAUAUUCUGCUCCAGCGACCCCAGUCUACUCUGUCGCCAAAGCCCCAGCAUCUUACCCAGCGGCAGCCAAACCCUAUCCAGCAGCCCACUCAUCUUCUUACUACCGCAGCAGUGAGACUGAUGAAGAAGAGGAACAUGUACCCGUGGUUAGACAUAUCACCGAUGAAGAUGACUUAGAUAUGACUACCGCUCACAUGAGGCACUCCAAGAAGGAUAAGUCACACACCGGCGUCGUAAUUACAUGCCAACCAAACUUGGCCGGUUACGCACAAGGACCUGCCGCUUAUGGUGGUUACGGAGGUGGAUACGGCGGAAGUGGCUACGGAGGCGGAUAUCAUGGUGGGUACCGUUCAUCCAGUUACGGUAAAUAUGUUGCAGCCCCUAGCUAUGGAUACAAAGCCCCAGCUUACGGUGGCUACCCAGCACCAGCCUACAAACCACAAGCUUAUAGCCCACCAGCUUACAGCCCACCUGCAUACAGCGCUCCAGCGUACAGUGCGCCAGCAUACAGCCCACCAAAGCCCAUGUACAACCCACCAGCUUAUCAAGCGCCUGCCCCUGCCUAUAAGCCAUACAGCCCUCCAGCUUACAGUGCACCAGCAUACAAGGCUCCCGCUCCAGUCUACAAGGCUCCAGCUGCUCCAGUUUACAAAGCCCCAGCUUAUAAGGUUCCAUCUUACUCUGCACCGGCCCCAGCAUAUUCUGCCCCAGCCCCAGCCUACUCUGCACCAGCCCCAGCAUACUCUGCCCCAGCUCCAGCCUACUCAGCACCAGCCCCAGCCUACUCUGCACCAGCCCCUGCCUACUCUGCACCAGCCCCUGCCUACUCUGCACCAGCUCCAGCCUACUCUGCCCCUGCACCAGCUUAUAGCGCACCAGCUCCUGCUUACAAGGCCCCAGCCUACAGUGCCCCUGCACCAGCCUACUCUGCCCCAGCACCAGCUUACUCCGCACCAGCACCCGCAUACAGCGCUCCAGCUCCAGCCUACUCUGCACCAGCUCCAGCCCCAGCGUAUUCCGCUCCAGCCCCAGCUUACUCUGCCCCAGCACCAGCCUACUCUGCCCCAGCACCAGCCUACUCUGCCCCAGCUCCAGCUUAUAAGGCACCAGCAGCCCCAGCCUACUCUGCACCAGCCCCAGCCUAUUCUGCACCAGCCCCAGCCUACUCUGCACCAGCCCCAGCCUAUUCUGCACCAGCCCCAGCAUACUCUGCACCAGCUCCAGCAUACUCUGCACCAGCCCCAGCAUACUCUGCUCCAGCCCCAGCUCCUGCUUAUAAAGCUCCAGCCGCACCAGCUUACUCUGCACCAGCCCCAGCAUACUCUGCUCCAGCCCCAGCUUACUCCGCCCCAGCCCCAGCGUACAAGGCUCCAGCUGCCCCAACAUACAGCGCACCAGCCCCAGCUUACAGUGCACCAGCCCCAGCUCCAGCAUACAGCGCACCAGCCCCAGCUUACAGCGCACCAGCCCCAGCUCCUGCAUAUAGCGCACCUGCCCCAGCCCCAGCAUAUAGCGCACCUGCCCCAGCCUACAGUGCACCAGCUCCAGCCCCAGCCUACAGCGCACCCGCUGCAGCCUACAGUGCACCAGCCCCAGCAUAUAGCGCACCUGCCCCAGCCUACAGUGCACCAGCCCCGGCCCCAGCCUACAGCGCACCAGCCCCAGCCCCAGCUUACAGUGCACCAGCCCCAGCCCCAGCCUAUAGCGCACCAGCCCCAGCUCCAGCCUACAGCGCACCAGCCCCAGCUCCAGCCUACAGCGCACCAGCCCCUGCCUACAGCGCACCUGCCCCAGCCCCAGCUUACAGCGCACCGGCCCCAGCCCCAGCUUACAGCGCACCAGCCCCAGCCCCAGCUUACAGCGCACCAGCACCAGCCCCAGCUCCAGCUUACAGUGCUCCUGCUCCAGCUUAUGCUGCCCCUGCUCCUGCUAAAUAUUCACCCCCUCAAACCUACAGGGCUUCUGAAAACGAGGGACACCAUACUGACAAGAAUGUCGACAAGGAAGCUCACACCUUGAACAAGAUGCAAACUGUUGCCCACGAAAGGGCUUCAACCAGCAAAUGGAGCGACCACAUGAAAGCCGAGGAACACAAGGACGACAAAACCAGCGACAAACACAUCGUUGGCACUACACAAACCGAGAUGGAAUCUGGCGGAUGGAAAGGCGAUGGCACCAUGAGAGAAGCUGAAACCGGAGGAUGGGAAGCCGAACCUACCAUGAGAGAAGCCGAAGCCGGUGGAUGGAAAGGAGAAGAAACCAUGAGGGAAGCCGAAGCCGGUGGAUGGAAAGGAGAAGAAACCAUGAGGGAAGCUGAAGCCGGAGGCUGGAAGGGAGAGAACGAGAUGAGAGAAGCCGAAGCCGGUGGAUGGAAAAACGAGAAGGAAAUGAGGGAAGCCGAGACCGAAACUGAAAACGACAACGAUAUCGAUGCUUAAGUCAUCAUUAGUCUGUCUUAAUUAAUGUUAGGUUUUAUACUUUUUUAUAUGCUUGUAAUUAGUACUAUUUAAUAAAAAUAAUUAAUGAAUA
Molecule: messenger RNA, 2981 nt
Organism: Aethina tumida (small hive beetle)
Lineage: Eukaryota; Metazoa; Arthropoda; Insecta; Coleoptera; Nitidulidae
Exons: 1
Coding region: 11-2890 (959 amino acids)
Biological process (GO): positive regulation of transcription by RNA polymerase II
Cellular component (GO): RNA polymerase II transcription regulator complex
Molecular function (GO): transcription coactivator activity
Source: RefSeq, a predicted model, not a curated record